AUGUGCCACGCACUUCAGGCCCUGUCCAUCGUUAUCUGUUUCGUCGCGAUUAUCCGGCGGCCAGCUCGAGGUCGUGUGAUCCGCCUCAUCGAUCACACUGUGACGGAAGUUUCUGCGCCGGAAGCAACCAAACGUCGUAAAUGGAAGUAUCUCUAUCGACGGCGCUGCGAGGUAUUCAAUCAAGGCGUGGUCCCACUGCCUGCAUACUUCCAGCUGGACGCCAUAAUUCUUCGGGCUUGUAGAGCGCAGUGCGCACGCGACUACACCUCACCUCAAGUCCCUGAGUCAGGCGCACGCGACCUUGAGUCCCCGCAACGGCGGGAUAUUCGCCACAGGCUGGGCCCGAGUUCACCGUCAGUCGUCGCUCGCCAAGGUCUACGGGCGAAAGACCAGGAAGUACUUCACCAGGCGAUACAAUCAGACCUCCGUACGCUUGGCUGCUUGCUCCUUCUUGCGAUCGGAGGGCAAGUGAGCACCUGCCGCAUCACCUAA
Molecule: messenger RNA, 492 nt
Organism: Peniophora sp. CBMAI 1063
Lineage: Eukaryota; Fungi; Basidiomycota; Agaricomycetes; Russulales; Peniophoraceae
Source: the annotation of a GenBank genome assembly